UGGCGUGAAGGAAGUGACGUUUUCUUGCGCAUGCGCAAAUCGGACCGUUUUGUGACUGACAGCAAAGAAAAGAUUGGGAAAAAAAGCUUCGCAAAAAGACGAGAUUGUUUGCCGGUUUUUCUUUCCCGGACAUGUUCCUCUCAAGUGAGCAGACGUCGUUUACUACUGCUAAAAUAAAAAUGGUCUCUGCGACGCUUUGGCGCUGCUAAGGCUGGCUUAGCUUGCUAGCUGCUAGCAAACAGCCUGGGAAGUUACCGACAAGCAGAGCUCAGGUGUGAGUGUAAAGUGUCGGGAUUGUGUGAAAAUGUGUAAAGUACAAAUGCUGAGAGCCUUGGUGAGUCGGCGACUAAGUGCGGCUGUCGAAGAAAUAUUUGUAGUGUUCGAAAGGGCGAUAGCAGAGUUGGAGGAGGAACUUUCUCGAGCAAAAGAGGAGAACGAGCAUCAACGUCAACUACUGGACGCUGUCUUCAAGACGCCUGAAGAUGUGCUACACAAACCAGACGUCGGUGAAGAACAUCUCCCCCCUGAGCAGGAGGUGAAGCAGCAGGAGCCACAGCCCCCCCACAUUAAGGAGGAAGAGGAGGACCACAGCAUCGGCCAGGAGGGAGAGCAUCCUGAAGGAGCGGAGGAGUUCCCAGUCAUUGUUGUCGUCUCCGUGAAGAGCGAAGAUGAUGAAGACAAAGGUCAAAGUGAGGAGAACAGAGAGGCGGAGCUCCCAAGCGCGAGCUCACUUCAACACAUAACGGAACCUAAUGGAGACCAGAGUGGAGGAUCACAAGCAGAAAGCCUCUUCGCUCCACUGUCGGAGAGUGACGACACAACGUCACACUCUCCUGACACCGAUGAUGAAGACUCGGAAGAUGAUGUGACGUGUCCAAGUAACAACACACACUUUAAAUGUUCUCACUGUGACAAAACUUUUAAUCACCGUUGUUAUCUAAAAAUACACAUGAGAUAUCACACAGGUGAGAAACCAUUUGUUUGCUCCGUUUGUGGUAAAAGAUUCACAGAGAAAAAGGUUUUGACAAUACACACAAGAAUACACACAGGGGAGAAGCCAUUCAUCUGCUCCGUUUGUGGUAAAAGAUUCACAGAGAAAGGAAGUUUGACAAAACACACGAGAAUACACACUGGAGAGAAACCUUUCACCUGUUCAGUGUGUGGGAAAGGUUUUGCACAUAAUCAAAAUUUGACAAUACACAUGAGAAACCACACCGGAGAGAAACCAUUCAUGUGCUCAGUGUGCGGUAAUAGAUUCAUACAGAAAGGCAAUUUGAAAGCACACAUAAGAAUACACACAGGGGAGAAACCGUUCACUUGCUCAGUGUGUGGUAAGAGUUUCACACAGAAAGUCAAUUUGACCAAGCAUGCAAAAACACACACAGGGAGAAACCAUUCAAAUGCUCAGUUUGCAGUAAAAGAUUCCCAGCCAAAUGAAAACUGACAGAGCACUCGAGUAAUGUUAGCCUAAUGACCUUGAAAUGACCGCUGAUCUCAAUUUAAAUAACUUGCUUUACAAGGUGCUCCAUCGUUGCAUUGGCAGCUGGCAACACCCACACUGCCUCAACAUCACAGCCCCAUUUGGCAACAGUUACUAUGGUUACCAGUGAUGCUAAUAAUGGAUAUGCCAUUGACAUUGGAGGAUCAACUUAAAAAAAUAUUAUAAAUUAUUAAUAUAUAUGUUUAAUUAACAAAAAAAUGUCAUGACAGCCUGUUGACUUCAGUAAUUGGUGGGGAGGGGGGCACUCAGGUCUUUGACUCACGACAUUCUGUUGAGCUGCAUCUGCUAUCGCAUGCUGUACCUAAUGGUGACCACUUGGUGGCAGUGUUGACUUGCCUUUUCACUGUUUUUUCACAGGUUCUUCCCUUUGGAAUAAAAUGUGCCCUACGUGACCGAUGCGUCAGAGUUCUUCUUACGCCUAAGUACACACUGGGGGGAAACCCGUUCGGUCUCAAAGCAAAAAGGAUAACGCAAGAGAGUUUUCUUAGGACGAGGCUGUGCGUGGUAAUAAUACAAAACGAUGAUAAUAGAUAGCAAUAGCAGGUUUGUUGACAUUAAUAGUUUUUUAGUUCUUCCACCUAUUCAGUUGUAUUUCUUUGGGUUUCGUGCUUCCCCUAAAACCGAUCUGUUGUAUGUAUUCCACUCAUGGCUCGCCUCCAGGCACGCCCACUCUGCUGUGAUUGGUCACAUUCCCAAUAAGGGAAGCUGUUCCCCAGGUGCAAUGAAUGCACCAUCAUUAUUUGACGUUUUGUAUUGAAUACGGACGGAAGCCGUGAGGCACAUACAACUACUAG
Messenger RNA from Doryrhamphus excisus (bluestripe pipefish), 2295 nucleotides. RefSeq lists its product as uncharacterized. Gene Ontology annotation, cellular component: chromatin; transcription regulator complex; PcG protein complex. Lineage: Eukaryota; Metazoa; Chordata; Actinopteri; Syngnathiformes; Syngnathidae. Gene Ontology annotation, molecular function: DNA-binding transcription factor activity, RNA polymerase II-specific; RNA polymerase II cis-regulatory region sequence-specific DNA binding. Gene Ontology annotation, biological process: regulation of transcription by RNA polymerase II. The record is from RefSeq and is a predicted model, not a curated record.